Physella acuta is the source of this 1652-nucleotide messenger RNA. RefSeq lists its product as uncharacterized. The record is from RefSeq and is a predicted model, not a curated record. Lineage: Eukaryota; Metazoa; Mollusca; Gastropoda; Physidae.
ACUCUAGCACCUAGAUCUGUUCUGUUUCUUUUUUCCUGCGAUAUUCUGAAUUAUUCACUGUUCUUAUUAGUUCUUACUUGCCUUAAUAUUAAUACUUACUUAGUAGUGGUCUUUUAAGUUUAAUUUAAUGUAGCUAAUAGUUACCCAACUUUCUAUUAGUUCGAUUCAAAAUCUAGAUCUAAUCUAUUUUCAUUUAUUUGUUGGAUAUGCAGUUGUUAAAACUACUACUAGACUAGAAAACUGCGGGAAUGAAAUUCAAAACUGUGAGAGAAGGGGACCAAGCUGUUAUUUUAAAUCAUCUCGGCCAAGGGAGAUUAGUAGAAGGACCUGAACGAGUAUUUCUUUUCAGAGAGAGAUUUCAGCAACUAACAUCAUACACAGCAGACCGUUAUAAGUACAUUGUUACACAAGAAAACAAUGGCUGCAUUUUGCACAAACCUGGCCCUUGUCAGGUGUUUCACAACCCAUUAGAGCACAGAGCCUGUACAAAACAAGAUGCCCAGACCAUUGAUGCCAAUCAUCUGAUGGUUGUCUACAAGAGGCUGAAAGGGGGAGAAGCGCAGAGACGGAUAAUACAAGGCCCAGCUGUAUUUAUCCCAGAGGCUGAAGAGUGGGCCCAUGAGUUCCAGUGGCAUGGAACUGACCCAGAGAACAAAACCAGAAUGGUGCCAGGCUUGAACAAGUUCACAUGUUUGUCUAUCAUCCCAGACAACUUUUAUUACAACGUGAAUGAAGUGAGAACCAGUGAUGACACCAUGUUGACAGUCAAGGUCAUGCUGUUCUAUGAGAUUGUUGACAUUUUAAAAAUGCUUGACACUACUCAUGAUCCAAUAGCAGAUUUAAUCAAUGCACUAUGUGCCGAUGUUAUCUCUUUUGUGGGUCCUCUGACAUAUGAACAGUUCAUAGACAAGACAAGUCUGAUCAGCUGUCUUGACACAUAUCCUCAACUGCAACAGAGGGCUGAGAGAGUUGGGUUUAAAGUUCAAAAGGUUGUGUUCAGAGGUUACCAUGCUUCAGAUCAGCUACAGCAAAUGCAGAACAGUGCCAUUGAGUCACGCACACAGCUAAGGCUGCAGAGAGAGAUAGAGGAACAGGAGCAGAAGUUGGCAAAUUUUAAACUGAACAAAUUGCAGGAGAGAAGUUCAAUUCAACAGUCAAUGGAAAUUAAGAGGGCAGAACACAAGCAGAGAUUGGCAGCUUUGGUGCAAAAACAUAACCUGGAAAUGGAAGAACUGAAACUCCGUCAGCAACUUGAGCUGUCGUCCUUGGAAACCAAAGUUCAAAUGGAUUAUAAAGAAGCAGAAGAUGCACAAAAAGUCAAACACUUGGCCAGCCUUGCAUCUAUUAAUGUGGAUGUGACCAAAUACCUUACACUACAGUGUGACACACCUGCUCAUGAAGAGAUUAGAGUUGUCAACUCUAGACAGGAAGUGACCUCUGGCAGUAAAUAACUGCCACCUUAACAAAUGGGUUUCACAAUAGGUUUUAUUUUAUGUGUAUAAAUAUAUAUGCAUUUAUAUAUUAUGAUAUUAGUAAACAAAAAUAUAUGUUCACUAAAAGACCAAGAUUUGAUGAGACUUUUUAGUCUAGCUGUGUGGGUUGAACCAAUACACAUUUUGCAAUGGCUCCUGGACUAAGGGUGAACAACAGUU